CGCGCACAUUCGUUCAAGCAGCUGCCCGCCAUUUUGGAUUCUCACUUUAACAACAAACAAAAGGCAAUGUAAAGCUAAAGUUAAAAUUAAGGUUAUUAAAUGACAACACGUAAUUAAGUGACAUGUCGUGGACAAUCGAAAGUGACGUAAAACUCAUUAAUUUAGUUAAGAAAUAUGAUAUGUUUUACAAUCCUAAAAGCAGCGAUUAUAGAAAUGUAACGUUGAAAAGUGACGUGUGGAAAAGAAUUGGGAGUAUUCUGGACAAAACAGAUGAAGACUGCUGCAGAAGGUGGGGCUACGUGAGAGGUCACUACGUUAGAUGGAGAGGAAAACCUGCGCCAAAAAGAUUAAGUGAUGUUAUCAAAAAUGGCUUAAAACGAGCUAAGCUACUUACAUUCUUAGAUGAAUAUCGUGGGAAAUAUUAUACCAAUGACAGUAGUACUGAUCAGAGCGUCACCGAGCCUCCGUCAAGCGAAGUCAGCUAUGAAAAUUAUGAUGACCUUGAUGUUGACGAAGACGAUAUUGUUGAAGUCAAAACCGAAAACUAUGACAUUGUCGACCUAGAAGAUGACAAAUUUUAUAAAGAAACAGAAGAAAGGGAAAAUGCUGAGCCGAAAGCAAGUACAGAAAGUCCGAAUAAAGAUACUAAUUUGGACAGUUUUGAUGAGACGGACCAUUUUUUUGCAUCAAUGGCGAAAAUCGCAAAGAAACUACCCAGACGUGAUCAAGUUAUGUUGCGAAUGCAAAUAGCUACGAUGGUUGGGAACGCAGAGUUGAAGCAAAUGGAAAACGAUCACAAGUGAAUGUCUUUGACAAGUGACUGUGCAGUUUGUAACAAUGAAGAGGCAACAGUGGUGUAGCUAGACGUGAGUGAAGCGACUUUUUGGGCACGACUAAGCACUUAAAGGGGCCACGCGGAAGCCAACCCUUUUUAUAACUUUGGGAAUAAACUAUGAAAGAAAAGGGCCUCGUAGAUGUGACUUCGCCCUCAGCUAGUUCACACUACGCC
Molecule: messenger RNA, 1009 nt
Organism: Cydia amplana
Lineage: Eukaryota; Metazoa; Arthropoda; Insecta; Lepidoptera; Tortricidae
Exons: 2
Coding region: 123-803 (226 amino acids)
Source: RefSeq, a predicted model, not a curated record